Molecule: messenger RNA, 1035 nt
Organism: Entamoeba invadens IP1
Lineage: Eukaryota; Evosea; Mastigamoebida; Endamoebidae
Exons: 1
Coding region: 1-1035 (344 amino acids)
Source: RefSeq, a predicted model, not a curated record
AUGAAAAGCAUCAGAGAUGUGACACCGUUCAAGUUAUUAAACGAAACUAUUAAGACAUUAAUAUCAGCUUUGGUCGACUCAGAAAAAGAAACUGAGUCGUACAUCUCAUUUUUGACAACAAAAAAUAUCACAGACACGGAAGGGAAAACACUAGAGGAAAGCAUUUCUCACAUUGAAAGCAUUCUUUCAAGUGUUGACGAGAUAGUCACUCGUCGAAAUAAAGUGAUCGAACAGAACAAGCUUGCACUAACUUUAUUGACAACUACUCAAGAGAGUAUAACUCAUAUGAUCGACUCGUGUUCAAACACAGAGAUUUCGACGGUCGAAGGCACAAACGAACUGAUUAAGAUGCUUAUCGACAAAGAGUCGGAGAAGUUGGAUCGCGACAUUAAACCGCUACAACAAGCUAUCACACAACGAACAGAAGCAUUUGACGCGCGUCGUCGUGCUCUCCAAGCACGAAUGAAAUUUUUAGUAGUUGGGGACAGUGAGGUUGAAAAUCGGCUUGAAGACUUUGUGACGGCAUACGACAUGAAACAGCUUGAAAGUUGGACUGAGAAAAAGAUAGGAGGGAUCAUCUUUGAUAGUGCUGUUGAUGACUGGGGGAAGCGGAGUAGUGUCUUCUGUCAGCGAGUUGUUGGGAAGAAAGAUGUAGUGAUAGUUGUGAAAGACAGUGACAACAAUGUGUUUGGUGGGUAUGUGAAAUCGGAGAUAGAUGGUUUCAAUAAGAGUAUAGUAGAUUCGAAGUCCUUUUUGUUCUCGUUGGAGUCACUUGGAAGACUCCCCAAGCAGAUGCGGUUUGCCAUUCGCUCCGACAAAGCAAUGAAAGCCUUUUUAUGUUUUGAUCAAAACAGUGAUGAGCUCUUUGCGUUUGGAGUUGAUGGGUUCGACAUUGGGAUCAAGAAGAAUGGGAAUGGUGAAAGUUAUUGUUUCCAAUAUAUGUUUGAUUAUGGUGGGCUGAAGAAUGCUUUGUGUGGACGACAGCACCCCGGGACAUUUCAGCCCACUCGAAUCGUAUGUUUGCAAAUGGUAUGA